AUGUCCGUGACAAUCAACAUUAGCGACUUGGACAUUCAAGUCACGGCCGAUCGCCUCACGCAGGAGGCAUUUGCGCCCUUUGGCGACGUCGUCACCAACCCUCGACCAGACCUACACCCCACCGCCUACGCCUCGCACGGCGGCUCGCUGCCGUACGAAGGUGUCUCGGCGAACCAGGGAACCGCCAUCAAGUACAGCCAUGUCAGCAAGCCCAAGAACCUCUACGCCCAGGCGCCCAGUGGCAAUGGCGAACUCAUCAUGAGCCAAUUCGUCUGCGAGGCCCGCCAGCUAAAGGAGACCGAGGACCCCUCGCAGCGCGAGUUCCCCGUCAGCGUACUGGAGAGACACCCUUUUACGUCGCAGACCUUCUCCCCGCUCAUGUCUACCUCUUCAAUGUAUCUGGUCAUCGUGGCACCGAGUCUUCCCCCAAGCCCGUUGGAUGAAGGCCUCCCUGUACCAACUGGCGAUGGUUUACCCGGCAGAGGCCUACCUGACCUGCGACGCCUGCGCGCCUUUGUGGCGACCAACAGACAGGCCGUUACGUAUGGCGCCGGGACAUGGCACGCCCCAAUGGUGGCCAUGGGCAAGGAGGCGACGACGCUAGACUUUUUGGUUGUGCAGUUUGCAAGCGGAGUUGCUGAAGAGGACUGCCAGCUCGCCGUCUUUGAGCUGGAGGAACCAAAGAUCAGGGUGCGGGUUCCGGUCGUCAGGACAGGUCGCUCUAGGAAAUUGUGA
Messenger RNA from Fusarium falciforme, 735 nucleotides. RefSeq lists its product as hypothetical. Gene Ontology annotation, molecular function: ureidoglycolate lyase activity; ureidoglycolate hydrolase activity. The coding region runs from base 1 to 735 and encodes 244 amino acids. Lineage: Eukaryota; Fungi; Ascomycota; Sordariomycetes; Hypocreales; Nectriaceae. Gene Ontology annotation, biological process: allantoin catabolic process. The record is from RefSeq and is a predicted model, not a curated record. The transcript has a single exon.